Daucus carota subsp. sativus is the source of this 6010-nucleotide messenger RNA. Its product is annotated as sister chromatid cohesion protein SCC2. Gene Ontology annotation, biological process: establishment of mitotic sister chromatid cohesion; establishment of protein localization to chromatin; replication-born double-strand break repair via sister chromatid exchange. Bases 239 to 5557 code for a protein of 1772 amino acids. NCBI's taxonomy places the organism in Eukaryota, Viridiplantae, Streptophyta, Magnoliopsida, Apiales, Apiaceae. Gene Ontology annotation, cellular component: Scc2-Scc4 cohesin loading complex. The transcript has 28 exons. Gene Ontology annotation, molecular function: chromatin binding. The record is from RefSeq and is a predicted model, not a curated record.
GAGACCGUACUCGAGACUCCCCCGCUACAUCCUCGCUUUCGCAACACACACACAAAACCCCCAAAUUUCUUCUCUCCACGAUUUCCCCGCCAUUUGUUUAUCCCUUGCACACCUAUCAUUUUAUCUACACAUUUCUAGGGUUUUAUUUCAAUCCACUACAUUCAAACCCUAAUUCACUCCUAAUCUCAACUGAAUUGACACAUUUUUGGUGUUAUAGAUGUGUGUUUAGUUUAAUUUCAUGGCUAGUUCGCGGCGAAUUCCCCGAGGCAUCAGCCUCUCCAACACUGUGCACUCUGAUGUGGCUCCGUGCUUGCCGUUGCCGUCGCUGCCGGUGUUUUUCGGCUCGCUUGAUCAGGAGAUUCGGCUUUCGGAGGAGGCGAAUGGUUCGAGAUCGGUGAAUCGGAGAGAUGUGGUGAAUCAGGCGGAGAAAAUUGCUAGUUUGCUUCAAGGAACUGAUGUCUCGUAUUUGAGUCUCAAGGGAGACUCAAGCUCACAAUGUUAUGGCUCUGUUGGACCUACGGACCUCUAUGAUGAGGUUCUUCGAAGCAACUCGGAAGCAUUCGAGUCCUAUGUGCCAGGUGUCUCUGGUCAUUUCAAGGAGCAACUUUAUAAUCUUAAGAUAAUUGAAGAGCCAUUACAGCAGGAUUUACCUGCAGCUAAUCAAGUUCAAAGAGAGACUAGCAGAACACAAAAUAACCAUGAUAACCACGACAAGAUUUUGACUUCUUCUAGGAAACAGAAAGUCAAAAAGAAGGGAAGUGAUAUUGGGAGUGGUCCUGAUGCCUCAGCCGUUCAAGAUGCUGUAAUUGGAGGUUUUUGUGCUGGGUUAGAGGAUUUGUGUGGUCGGGCAGAAAUGAACGAUGAUGAUCGUGAAGAAUCUGAAUGGUUACCAUUAUCCCUUGCUGAUAUUAAAGUACUUGUGAAUGAUGUAGUUUCUAUCCGAGCAAAGAACUACCUACAUUUGGUUCCUGUAGAUAUUCUUGUGAGAACCUUAAGGGUUUUAGAUCAUCAGAUUCAUCGAGCAGAAGGUCUUUCAAUUAAUGAAUGUGAACAUGCAGAUUCAGAUGUUCUAUCAUCAGUAUCUGUUGCUCUAGAGUCCAUUCACGCUGCUCUACUGGUAAUGGCUAAUAGUGGCAUGCCGAAGAAGCUCUAUAAUGAAGAGAUGAUAGAACGAAUACUGGAGUUUUCCAAGUAUCAAAUGAUGGAUAUCAUGUCAGCAUGUGAUCCAGCUUACCGUGCGCUGCACAGACCAAGUGAAAAUGGGAACUUUGAAGAUGAUGUUGAAGAUGGUUUUGAUUUUGGUUCUGCGAGUAAGAGAAGGCGUACCUCGAAGGGUGUAAAAGUGAGGAAACCAGCUGUGAACAGAGUUUCUGCCGUUGUGAAUAAUAUAGAUCAGAAACUGUGCAUUAUUCUCGGUCUUCUGAAAGACUUGUUGUCUAUAGAGCGCCUUUCAGAUAGUUGCAUUUUUCAAUUGGCAAAGACAAGCUUCUCAACGUUAUUGGUGGAAAAUAUCCAAUUGCUGCAGCUGAAAGCACUCAGUUUAAUUUGUGGGAUAUUCUAUUCAUACAAACAACAUCGAACUUAUCUGAUUGAUGAGUUGGUGCUCUUGCUAUUAAAGUUGCCAAUGACAAAGCGACCACCAAGACAUUAUCAUCUACCUGAUGAUGAGCAGAAGCAGAUUCAAAUGGUAACUGCUCUAUUGCUUCAGUUGGUUCAUUGUAGUGCCAACCUUCCUGAUGCUUUAAGGGAGUCUGAUGGCACUGCGUUCCUUCUCGAGCCUUCAAUUGAUGCCGCUUACCCUAGCAAGUGCCAUGAGGCAGUCACAGAGACAUGUUGUGUUUUCUGGACUCGAGUUCUUCAGAGAUUUACAAGUACAAAGAGUCAUGAUGCAGCAGAGCUGAAGAACAUGAUGGAUAAUCUUGUGGCUGAUUUAUUGACGACAUUGAAUUUGCCUGAGUAUCCUGCUGCAGCUGUUAUUCUGGAGGUGCUCUGUGUCCUACUACUUCAGAAUGCUGGUUUGAAAUCCAAGGAUAUUGCUGCUCGUUCGAUGACGAUUGAACUCCUUGGUACAGUUGCUGCCAGGUUAAAACAGGAUGCUGUGCUAUGUAGGAGGGAAACCUUUUGGAUCCUGAAAGAGUUUAUGAAUGAUGAUGCAAGUCGGAGCUAUCCGAAAGAUGCAUGUUCUGUUUGCUUGGGUGCAAAGAAUGCAAAUUCUAUGGUUUUAUGCCAAGGUUGUCAAAGAUUAUUUCAUGUUGAGUGCAUGGGAAUAAGAGAAGAUGAAAUUUCUAUCCGCAGCUGGGACUGUCAGUUUUGUGCUUGCAAUAAGCAACUUCUUGCGUUACAAUCAUACUGUAAAUCACAGUGCAAGAAUGAUGGCAAAAAGGAGUCUAGUUCUUCUGAAGCUUCUGAGACCACUACAAAGAUGGAGAUAAUUCAGCAGAUGCUUCUGAAUUAUCUUGAGGAUGCUGGUUCUUCUGUUGAUAUGCAUCUCGUUACCCGAUGGUUUUAUCUUUGCUCGUGGUACAAAGAUGAUCUGAGUUGCCAACAGAAGUUACUCUUUUUUCUUGCUCGGCUUAAAUCAAGAGCACUUGUACGCGACUCGAAGACCGUUUCUUCUAUUUUGAAAAGGAGUUCAAUUAAAAAGAUAACUUUAGCCAUGGGUCAAAACAAUUCUUUCUCCAGAGGAUUUGAUAAAAUCCUUCAAAUGCUUCUGGCAAGUUUAAGGGAGAACUCUCCUGUUAUCCGUGCCAAGGCAUUAAGAGCAGUUAGUAUUAUUGUUGAAGCUGAUCCAGAAGUUUUGCGUGAUCAACAUGUCCAAUCGGCUGUUGAAGGAAGGUUCUGUGAUUCGUCUAUAUCUGUUAGAGAAGUAUCUCUUGAACUUGUUGGUCGCUAUAUUACUUCACAUCCUGAUGUUGGUUCAAAGUAUUUUGAGAAGGUUGCUGAGAGAAUAAAAGAUACUGGAGUAAGCGUGCGGAAACGAGCUAUCAAAAUUAUAAGGGAUAUGUGCACUGCAAAUCCAAAUUUCUCAGAAUUCACUAAUGCUUGCAUUGUAAUUAUUUCCCGUAUUUGUGAUGAAGAAUCCAGUAUUCAGGAUCUUGUAUGCAAGACGUUUUAUGAGUUCUGGUUUGACGAUUCUGCAAGUUCACAGACUCGGUCUUUUGGAGAUGGUAGUUCUGUACCAAUAGAAGUAGCUAAGAAGACUGAGCAGAUUGUCGAGAUGCAGCGAAGGAUGAAAGACAAUCAACUUCUUGUCACAGUCAUUAAGCGUAACUUGGCCCUUGACUUUCUAACACAAUCGGCAAAAGCUGCCGGGAUCAAUCCCGUUGCUCUUGCAUCAGUGCGUAAGCGCUGUGAGCUUAUGUGUAAAUGUUUGUUGGAGAGAAUACUUCAGGUAGAAGAAAUGACAGGCGUAGAAGUGGAGUUGAGCUCACUUCCUUAUGUUCUUUUGUUGCAUGCCUUUUGUGUCGUGGAUCCUGCACUAUGUGCACCGUCUUCUGAUCCUUCGCAGUUUGUUGUCACUUUAGAGCCAUACUUGAAGACUCAGGCUGAUAGCCGAGAAGUUGCACAGCUAUUGGAAAGCAUAGUGUUUGUCAUUGAUUCUGUUUUACCCUUGGCUCCAAAGAUUCCUCAGGCUGUUGUUGAAGAGCUUGAGAAAGAUUUGAAACAGAUGAUUGUGCGACAUUCUUUCUUAACUGUUGUCCAUGCUUGCAUCAAGUGUCUUUGCACAGUGAGUAAAGUAGCAGGUAAAGGUGCAAGAGUAGUCGAAUAUCUAAUUCGUGUUUUUUUCAAAAGAUUGGAUGCAUUAGGGUUUGACAAUAAACAGCAAGUGGGCCGCUCACUUUUCUGUCUGGGUUUGUUAAUUCGUUAUGGUAACUCCUUGCUAAGUACCUCUAGCAACAGAAAUCUAGAUGUUGAAAAAAGUGUCACCUUAUUCAAGAAGUAUCUUACGGCUGAAGACUUUGUUUUUAAAAUUAGAUCAUUGCAAGCAUUAGGAUAUGUUUUAGUUGCCAGGCCUGAAUUCAUGUUGGAGGAGGGUGUGGGAAAGAUUUUGGAGGCAACAUUGUCUUCCAGUACAGAUUAUCGUCUUAAGUUGCAAUCAUUGCAGAAUCUGUAUGAGUAUCUUCUUGAUGCGGAAAGUCAAAUGGGGAAGGAUAAUUCCAAUGACAAGGAGGUUGCUUAUUCAGUAGAGGGUGGUCAAAGUGUGCCUGUUGCUGCUGGUGCAGGUGAUACCAACAUAUGUGGUGGGAUUGUUCAGCUGUAUUGGAAUAGCAUCUUAGGUAGAUGUUUGGAUGAGAUUGAACCAGUACGGAGAUCUGCUCUUAAGAUUGUGGAAGCUGUGCUGCGGCAAGGUCUGGUUCAUCCAAUCACUUGUGUACCAUACCUUAUAGCGCUGGAAACAGACCCUCAGGAGGUUAACUCGAAGCUGGCGCAUCAUUUACUGAUGAAUAUGAAUGAGAAGUAUCCUGCUUUCUUUGAAAGUCGACUUGGGGAUGGUCUUCAGAUGUCAUUUAUAUUCAUACAAUCCAUGAAUCAAAGUAACCCUGAGAAAUUUAAUGCUAAGCUUCAAUCAAAAUCACUUGGUAAUGUAAAGGGCAAAUCAGAUGCCAGUUCUGUGGCCUAUGCAAAAUUGGGGGUUUCUCGAAUCUACAAGCUCAUUCGUGGUAAUCGUGUUUCAAGGAACAAGUUUAUGUCAUCAGUUAUUCGCAAGUUUGACAAUCUUGCCUGCAGUAGUUCAGUGAUUCCAUUCUUAAUGUACUGCACAGAAAUCCUUGCUUUACUUCCUUUCUCUUUGCUAGAUGAACCUCUUUAUUUAGUGUAUGCUAUUAAUCGAGUAUUACAAGUUAGAGCUGGAACGUUGGAGGCAAAUAUGAAAGCUUUGUUGCAUCUAUUGCAAAGUAGUCAGAAUUUUGUUGCUGGAAACGGGAAUAUUUUGCCAAAACCAUCUGCUCAAGCGGUUUCUGCUAAUUCAGUAUCUUAUGAUUUGAAUGGGACAUUAUCAGAGAAUGCUGAUGCUGAUUUUCUGGUUUCUAGUCAUUCAGCACCCAGGGAAUCAAAUUUGCAUUCUGUGAGCUUGCAUGAAGCCUUUGGAACUUCUGAAGAUGUUUUACGGAAACUUCAGGAGUACUGUCUUGCAGCUUCUGCAUUGCAACUACUUAUGAGGCUAAAAAGGCACUUAAAAGUUGUUUUUAGUCUUGAUGAUGCUCGAUGUCAGGCAUUUUCUCCAAAUGAAUCUCAGAAGUCAGGGGAUGUUCUCUCGCGGCAAAAUAUUCCCUUCAACAUCAGUGAAACACGUCUUGAUCUCCCAAGCACGUAUAAUGAUUUGUUGCAAAGAUAUCAGGAAUUCAAAAAUGCCCUGAGAGAAGACACUGUUGACUACUCGACCUACACGGCCAAUAUCAAAAGGAAGCGUCCUACACCCAGAAAAGCUGGAAAAUCUAAUCGUAUGAUAGGCCAGAAUGAUGAAGAAGCUGAAUCUGAUGAAGAAUGGGAAAGUGGAGGUCGGAGGGUAAACAAUGGGAGACGAGGAAGUAGCGUCAGAACUAGGCAGCGAUUGUAGUUCUAGAUACACAUAGCUUACAGUUAACAGUUGUGCAUUAUAUAGGAUGAGUAGGGAAGAAAGGUUAACAUAACAGAAUAGGAAGGGAUGAUACAUAUAGUAUUUAGAGAGAAACGAAAGCACAUAUUGACAGUCAGGUCCCAGAAAGCUCUGGUUAGGGGAAACUUUUGAGGGGCUAUUUUGGCUAAGAAUGAAGCUGCACUUCCAUUUCUGUAUCACAUAUGGCAUAACGUAUAUGUUGCCAUUGCAAGCAGUAUGAGGUUAGCCUUUAUUGUAAGCUUUUGACCCAUCAAAUUGAGGUAAAUAUUUUGCCCCCUCUUGCAAGUAGUGAGUGAUGUAUGUUGUGAAUUUGUAAAAGGGUAGUCAUCCUAUUUUUUUAUUAAUAUGAUGAUAUGAUCAUGUAUAUUAUUAUUUCUCGAUCAUGAUAUGAAUAUGAUAGUACUUUCUCUGUCC